CUCAGAUGUGAGGAGAUGGCUCUGCUGUGCUGAUGCCCCUCAGGGGAGGACAUCGAGCAGCAUGAGAGAGCUCGGCUUGGUUCUCCUGUGCCUGCUCCGCAUCUCCAGGAAGGGUGUGCAGUGCAAUGGCUGGUCUGUCCACGUCCCAUCUGACGUUACUGGAGAGCUUGGGAAGAUGGUUAUCCUGCCCUGCACCUUCACUCACCCCUACAAAACCUUUGACCGGGCGCUCACGGCCAUCUGGAGGAUCAGGGAGCCCUACAACGGCACGGUGAUCUUCAAGUGUGUGAGCCAGAGCAGCAGCGAGCUCUGCAGGACUGCCAUCAGCCACAAGAACAAGUACAAGCUGCUGGGCAACCCCCGGCACAAGGACCUGUCCAUCAGGGUGGACAACCUGACCUGGAGCGACAGCGAGAGGUACUUCUGCCGGGUGGAGCUGGCUGGAGACAGCCAGGACAAGUACGAGAGCAGGAACGGCAUCAGGCUGCACGUGAUUGCCGCCCCCAGGAUCAUUAACAUCACGGUCAGCUCCAGCAGGGAUCACACCUUCCAGGCCCGCUGCACGGCCGAGGGGGAGCCAGCGCCUGCCCUGACCUGGACGGGGCCCCCCUACAGCAACCUGAGCUCCAGCAGCAGCUCCAGCCACCGCGUCACCAAGGAGCUGCGCUCGCUGACCCACGACGGGAAAUACACCUGCACCGCCGUCAACAGCCACGGCCGCGCGGAGGGGGCCGUCUACUUCUACACCUUCAGGGCCUCCGACAGCUCCACCUUCCUCAUCCUCAUCUUCGUCCCGCUGGCCAUCAAGGUGGUCAUCCUGCUGGUGAUCCUGAGCUUCGCUGCUUUCUCCAGAGAAGGUCCCCACUCUGCUCCACCCAGCCUGGCCAGGGCCCAGCAGCCGGAGUGCACCUACGAGAACUGCGAGCACAGGCACGGCCAGAGCCGGCCCCGGCGCAGCUGA
Melospiza melodia melodia is the source of this 961-nucleotide messenger RNA. RefSeq names its product sialic acid binding Ig like lectin 15 (gene SIGLEC15). Bases 62 to 961 code for a protein of 299 amino acids. Gene Ontology annotation, biological process: regulation of osteoclast development; regulation of actin cytoskeleton organization; regulation of bone resorption. The record is from RefSeq and is a predicted model, not a curated record. The transcript has 5 exons. NCBI's taxonomy places the organism in Eukaryota, Metazoa, Chordata, Aves, Passeriformes, Passerellidae. Gene Ontology annotation, cellular component: plasma membrane.